Phyllostomus hastatus (greater spear-nosed bat) is the source of this 2485-nucleotide messenger RNA. It is a transcript of the gene ANKRD40, whose product is annotated as ankyrin repeat domain 40. NCBI's taxonomy places the organism in Eukaryota, Metazoa, Chordata, Mammalia, Chiroptera, Phyllostomidae. Gene Ontology annotation, molecular function: protein binding. The transcript is spliced from 5 exons. The coding region runs from base 249 to 1343 and encodes 364 amino acids. The record is from RefSeq and is a predicted model, not a curated record.
AUAGGGUCCCCCGGAGCCGGCCUGCGGGAGGCGCGGCCAGGGAGGAGGCUUGGGCCUGCGGGCCGGCAGCAACAGGGGAGCGGCGGGCGGCCGGCGGGAGGGAGCCGAAGCCCCGGGCCAGGCGCGGGCGGCGGCGUGAGCAGGGCGGGCGAGCCGGGCGCUCUACCCCCAUGGCCCGGAGCGGGCCGCGGCGUCGGCGGCGCUGACAGGCCCGGGGCGGCGCGGACGGGGGCUGGGCCGAGGGGAAGAUGAGCGCUCUCCUACAGCAGAAGGAGCAGCAAGAGAGGCUGCGGGAGGCUGCGGCCUUGGGGGACAUUCGGGAGGUGCAGAAACUGGUGGAGAGCGGGGUGGAUGUGAACUCCCAAAAUGAGGUCAACGGCUGGACCUGUUUACACUGGGCAUGUAAACGCAAUCACGGCCAGGUGGUCUCUUACCUGUUAAAAUCUGGAGCGGACAAGGAGAUUCUCACCACGAAAGGAGAAAUGCCGGCCCAGCUGACGUCCAGGAGAGACAUCAGAAAGAUCAUGGGAGUGGAAGAUGAUGAUGAUGGUGACAACCUCCCCCAGACGAAGAAGGAGUCAGAGCUGCCCUUCGUUCCCAACUACUUGGCCAACCCAGCCUUCCCUUUCAUCUACACCCCUGCGGCAGAAGAUUCGGCCCCGCUGCAGAAUGGGGGCCCCUCCCUGCCUCCUGCCUCACCCCCUGCAGAUGGCUCUCCUCCGUUGCUCCCCCCUGAGGAGCCGCCCCUGCUAGGGGCUUUUCCCCGGGACCACCCCUCUUUGGCGCUGGUUCAGAAUGGGGAUGUGUCUGCCCCCUCUGCCAUAUUCAGAACACCAGAAAGCACAAAACCAGGUCCUGUCUGUCAGCCACCAGUGAGUCAGAGUCGGUCUCUGUUCUCUUCUGUCCCGUCCAAGCCACCUGUGUCUAUGGAGCCUCAAAAUGGGACAUACACAGGACCAGCGCCAGCGUUCCAGCCAUUUUUCUUCACCGGAGCAUUUCCAUUUAAUAUGCAAGAGCUGGUCCUCAAGGUACGGAUUCAAAACCCAUCUCUUCGGGAAAACGAUUUCAUUGAAAUUGAGCUGGACCGACAGGAGCUCACCUACCAAGAAUUGCUCAGAGUGAGUUGCUGUGAGCUGGGCGUUAACCCAGAUCAGGUGGAGAAGAUCAGAAAGUUGCCCAAUACUCUGGUAAGAAAGGACAAAGACGUUGCUCGACUCCAAGAUUUCCAAGAGCUGGAACUGGUUCUCACGAUAAGUGAAAAUACUUUUCUCUUCAGAAGUGCUGCGUCCACACUGCCUGAAAGGCCUUGCUACAACAGGAGAGCUUCCAAACUGACUUACUGAUGCAGCAGGGACUCUCACCACCGAGUGUUGUGACAGUGCGCGUCCCCUCUGGGCCAAGGACAAGCCAUCAAUCUACACGCCUUGGGCGCCCUGUAGGCCCCCAGUGCCACCGAGUAAUACACACUAACAUUGUUCUGCCAAGGUAGGAAGCCCCUGACCCUCAAGCAGUGGUGCCAUUCUCCCACGCCUCUUGGUGCACAAUAAACCUAUUGCUCGAAGCUGUGACAGCAAAGUGGUCUGGAGAGGCAGAAGCUGACGGUUCUGUACCUAGUGUUUUACACGUAGCAUGUGAAGGGAGUUGUCUGAGCCGGAGCUGAGAGAGGGCGAGCCUGUUUCUAGUCACCCUGUUGGCAGUGCACCUGAAGGGCCGGGGUGCGCUUUUUUCAUGUUGCAUGCUCACAACUCUCCCGAACUGGGAACUGGUUCCGGAGGAAAACUGCGAAACACAGGUACUGGACAAGUGGGUUUCAGUGUGACUUGUGGCUGUGAGGUUUCAUAUAACAUAUUUAUAAAUGUUACUCAGGUUCAAAGUAUUUAAGAAUACAGUUACCUAAUUGUAAAUAGGCUGUUAACCAAAAGAGCUUCCCCUCCCUCACUUUUUCCUUUGUAAACACUCAUGACUGCUUCUCCGUUGUCUCCAGCCAGCCAUCGCCUAGACGGUCAUCUCUGCAUAACACCCCUUUGUGGCCACUAGAGGGCUCUCCGAUGCCUUCCAAAAGAGCACCACUUUUUUUCUUUUUUUUUUUUUUUUUUCACUGAAGUGAUUCCUGCCAUCCCCGGGUUUACUUGUAUGAGAAGAGCACAAACAUUGCCUGUCCGUGUUCUGCACUUUCGUUUUCCACUAGAAAUGAAAAGCGGUUUUUGAGACUGAACCUGUUGCUGUUUUAGAGGUUAUUGUGGGAAACUGAGCUAAAGGAGUUAACAUACUUAUUUUUGUAUCAAAGAUAAAGGUUAUUUUGAAAUUAUUAGGAUUUUUACAACUCUGAAAUCUGUUGCUUUUGUAAACAAAUUGUUUGAUCUUAGGACUCCCCCACGAUCCCCACCAAUCUACUACUAUCCCCGACAAAGUCAAUUGUGAGUCUGCCGGGCUUGUCCUGGAAAAAACAAAUACACACCUGAUUAAACUCUUGAACAUGGUGUAA